Olea europaea var. sylvestris is the source of this 1439-nucleotide messenger RNA. RefSeq lists its product as uncharacterized. Gene Ontology annotation, molecular function: DNA binding; DNA-binding transcription factor activity. The transcript is spliced from 5 exons. The coding region runs from base 207 to 1226 and encodes 339 amino acids. The record is from RefSeq and is a predicted model, not a curated record. NCBI's taxonomy places the organism in Eukaryota, Viridiplantae, Streptophyta, Magnoliopsida, Lamiales, Oleaceae.
UCUGCAAGUGUUAUUCUCCUCUCCUGUUAAGAAUAAAUCUCCAUCUAAUAUGUACUCUAAGCUAAAGGUAAGACCAGAUCACAUCAUUUCACAAUGUUGGUGACAACCAGAAUCCUUCAAACAAUUUUUACAGACAGAACUAUUUUCUUCUGAGUGCAAACGGCAAGAGAUUAAUUGAUCAAGAGAGGACACGAGUUUGAUCCAGCAUGGAAAAUUCCAACACAAGCAGCCUGAAAAACCGGAUUGAAGAUGAAGAUGAGAUAGAUGAAACCGCAAAUGAAGGCGAACCCAUGUAUGGAAACAGCUCAAGCAACAGCACAGUUGAAGAGAAUAGGAAAAAGACCAAUUCUGGAUCUAUAAGACCAUACAAUCGAUCGAAAACACCCCGCCUUCGGUGGACACCAGAGCUCCACCUUUGCUUUGUUCAUGCAGUUGAGAGACUAGGAGGACAAGAAAAAGCAACUCCAAAGUUGGUUCUUCAAUUGAUGAACAAUAAAGGCCUUAGCAUUGCUCAUGUCAAGAGCCAUCUUCAGAUGUAUAGAAGCAAGAAGAUAGAUGACCCUAAUCAGGUUAUUUCGGGGCAGCGGCUUCUUCUUGAUGGUGGAGAUCAUCGUAUUUAUAACCUUCGUCGGCUUCCUAUGAUGCAAACUUAUAAUCAAACACGUAUUUCAAAUUUACGCUAUGGAGAUGCCGUUUGGAGUCACCGUGCCAAUUCUGUUUAUAGUCCUUCUCACAACGCAUCAAGUAGUAUAACAGAAAAUGGAUUGUACGGAUCAGUUUUUGAGAGGAUUUUUAGAAGAAAUCACAAGGGAUAUAUACAGGGUUCUGAUUUUCACAUGAAUAAGCAAGAAAGAGUAUUCCCAAAUAACCUUUUUUGGCAAAAUCAAGUUGGAAUUAGCUUAACAAACCCAAAUCUCAGUAGCAAAUCGCAAGAUAAAGGCCAUGAAGGCAUAAACCAUUUUCAAACCUCUUUCCCUCGAAGCGAAAAGACAGCAUUGGUGGAUCAAGAAGGUACAUGUCCAUUGAAAAGAAAGAUUUCAGAGGUGAAUCUUGCUCUAAAUUUAUCACUAGAAUCGACACACGACGUCAAUGGGAGUAAUCAUUCAAGUUCGAAGAAUGAUGCAGUAUAUACCAGCUUAUCUCUGUCCUUGUUCUCUUCAUCCUCGACGGAAAAGGACAGAAAGCACGCAAGAAUGGCGACUAGUACUUUAGAUCUGACACUAUGACUGUGACAAUUUCUAAGUGAGAUUUUGAGUUUUUGUCAAUGCUAUUAUGCACAGACUAUUCUGAGGUAAUAUCUGUCCAUUGCUUUGUCUUUAUCUUAUUCUUGAUCUGUAUGCAAAGAUAGGUGGAAUAAUUUAAAUUUAGCCUAAUUGUUAUAAUCUAGGCAAACACUGUGUAAUAUUUUUCUCAAAUAUAAAAUCUUUACAUCGGGAAAA